Messenger RNA from Pygocentrus nattereri (red-bellied piranha), 2496 nucleotides. It is a transcript of the gene sync, whose product is annotated as syncoilin, intermediate filament protein. Gene Ontology annotation, cellular component: intermediate filament. Lineage: Eukaryota; Metazoa; Chordata; Actinopteri; Characiformes; Serrasalmidae. The transcript is spliced from 5 exons. The record is from RefSeq and is a predicted model, not a curated record. The coding region runs from base 167 to 1519 and encodes 450 amino acids.
GUAAACAGAUUCUGAGUUGCCCUGGUGACUCAGUGCAGUCUGCCGGAGCUGGAAGACAGAAACCAGACAGGCUCCGUCUCUCCCUCUCUUCUCACACUGCUUGGAUAUUGUUGUGAAAUUUGAAAAGGGAAGAAACACAAUGAGUUCCUACGUUGACUAACAGAAGAUGGAAAACGAAGAUACCAAGUUUGACCAAGCCUACGGGCCUGUCUCAGAGCCUAAGGGAAAGCUUGAACCCUUAUUCAUUGAGGGCGAAGAUGAAGAAUACUUUGAAGAUUGCUUGGAGGAGCUUGAGGCUGCCUUUGCUCUUCCCGAGGAAUCUUUAUCCUAUUCACAAAAAUGUCGAGAAGCACUGCAAGUUGAAUUUAAUGGACUUAUGAGGCAGAUGUUGGCACAGCUAGAUGACUUUGAUGCCACCCAUGAGACGAAGUCUACUCCAUCAGCUUUCUUUGCAGGAAGAGAGCAUAUGUUAAUACAAAAUGGCUUUGAAGACACCAGCAAGUAUGAAGACUUUGUUUCAGAGACAGAACUAUCCAUGGCAAUAGAUGAGCCUGAAUACUGCAAUAUUGAAGCAGCUCCAAAGGUGUCUGCUUCUACCAUGAAUAUAAAGGACCUUGGGACAACGUUUGAAAGUUGCAUUGAGGAGGUCAGUCAGCUUGAGCGCAGGAAGGAAGAGCUGGUGCAGGAACUUCUGGAGCUGGAGAAGCCCAUGGCGCAGGAAGUGGAAGCUUUGAGGGCUGAGCUGAGGGAUGCCAAAAGCCUCCUCUCCAAGGCCAGAAUGGAAAGGCAGGGUUUGCAGGAGGAGAUACGGGUGGUGAAGAGGCGCUUGUUUUUUGCUGCAAGAGACUGUGCACAGAGUCAGGUGGCCUUGGCAACACAGCAGAAAGAAGUGGAGCAGUUCAACCAAGCACAGGAAGAGAUGAAGGCCCAUGUUGAGAAGCUGACUGAAGAGAUUGCCCAGCUUCAUUCUACACAUCAGGACCAGCUACAAGCCCUGCAAAAUCAGAAGGACAACAUUACCCAGGAGUCCAGCAAAGACAAGACACGCUCAUACAUUUCCCAAGGCCGACGGGCUUCUGUCGACCUGCAGCAGUACCUCCAAGACGGAAUCAAAGUGCUGGAAGAGUGGUAUGAGCCCCGGCUUGUGGCCUUAUUGAAGAGACGAGAAAGUAGUGCUGAUGCUUUAAGUAAAUCCAAGGAGCAGAGCCAGGAGCUAAAGGGCCAGCUUGGGCCCCUGAAAGAUGACGUGCAGAGGCUGGGGCUCGAGAGGGCCCGACUGGAGGAGCGGAUUCGUUUGAUGGAGAGGCAGAGGAAAGAAAAUGUGGAGCAAUACCGGGAGACCAUAGAUCUCCUAGAGGAGAACAGCCGAGAACUAAAGACUGAGCUGCUGAUUCAGAUAAACAAGCUCAAAGAGAUGGAGAAAUUAAAGAACAGCCUGGUCAAGCAGCUAUACUUCUAUAGAGAAAGGACAGAGGAACAUCACCUACCAGAGAUCAUAAUGAUGGAAGAGAAACCCUGAUCAGUGAAUCGGAAUUUGGCAGCAUUUUGCACUGUUUAGUGAUAUAGUCACUUUAUUUGAAUGUCAUUUUUGUAGUAUAUAGUAUAAUCACAACUGUUUCAUUCUUCAAUGUAAAUAGUCAUUAAGUGAUCACAAAAAAAGCCAGCCAUGCAUGUGGGUGCACUCUACACACAAAUAUUCAAAAUGAGGCAGUAGGCAGCAUGAAAUAAACCAGCACUCAACCUCUCCAAAUAUCACAUCACCAAGGUAUGUGUGACAGAGACUGCCCAGAUUUUUAUCUGCCCACUUAUACCGCUCAUAACGUUCUAGCUGUACCUGCAGUGCUCACAGGCAAGUGAGUCAGAGUGGAUAAAAUCAAGCUUUUAUAUACACAAUAGUCUUGAGUGCUAGCGAUUUGUCUUUAGACCUGAGAGGUAACAUGAGAAGAGAGAAAACAAGGACAUAUUAGGGCAUCUCUCAGAACAUGUUGACAGGCUGCUGGGAUGGUUUAGAUAAGCAGCUAUUGUAAGAUGGAUGAAGCACUUUCUUAUAAUCAUGUUGAACACAAGAAUUAAAUCGAAUAUGUUUGAGAAAGUACAAUCAUAAUGGUUGAGCCAGUUCAGUGAAAAACAGUUUAUUCUGAAUGUUCUGUACAAUAACAUGGACAUAAAGGAGAGACACUGAAAAGCCACAGAAGGAUAUUACAAUAUUAAAGACGUAAAACAGAUGACAUCACCAUUACUGAGGGGGAAAAGUACAAAAUAAAGAGGACACAAGUUACCCUGUGGACCCCUAACAUGUGAAUGAUGCAUUUUGCAGACGUAAAAAUAAAUUUCUCCAUAUUCUCCACUGACAGCCACCAUUAUUUGACCAUGGCAAGCAAGUACUCACAGUAAGCUGCUGUUGAUAUAUUAAAAUGAAAACGUACUUUUAGAAAACGCAUAGAAUAUGGAGGGCUCUAGGGAAAAGCAUUUAUAGGAGGGAUGGAUUAUAAUUCU